Molecule: messenger RNA, 651 nt
Organism: Triticum turgidum subsp. durum (durum wheat)
Lineage: Eukaryota; Viridiplantae; Streptophyta; Magnoliopsida; Poales; Poaceae
Source: the annotation of a GenBank genome assembly
AUGGUGAACACGACGGCGGCUAUGGUGAGCGGCGGCAAGGGCGGCGUGCUGCCGCUGGCGUCCCUGAACCACAUCAGCAUAGUGUGCAAGUCGGUGGAGGAGUCGCUCGACUUCUACAUGAACGUCCUCGGGUUCACCCCCAUCCGCCGGCCCGGCUCCUUCGACUUCGACGGCGCAUGGCUGUUCAACUACGGGAUCGGCAUCCACCUGCUGCAGUCGGAGCGUCCCGACAGCUUACCAGCGAAGAAGGAGAUCAACCCCAAGGAUAACCACAUCUCCUUCCAGUGCGAGAGCAUGGUGGCGGUGGAGCGGCGGCUCAAGGAGCUGGGCAUUCCAUACAUCCAGCGGUGCGUGGAGGAGGGCGGCAUCUACGUGGACCAGAUCUUCUUCCACGACCCCGACGGCUUCAUGAUCGAGAUCUGCAACUGCGACAACCUCCCGGUCGUCCCGCUCGCCGACCAGACCUUCGCCAUGGCCGCCUGCAAGAGGGUCGCCUCCGUCAAGCAGCAGCAGGUGCCCAUGCCGGUCGCACAAGUAGCGCAAGCAACCCCUGCUCCCACGGCGGCCGCGGCUUCGCAGUGCAUUCCCGCGCCGAACCCGGCCUUGCAGCGCGUCGGCGGCGAGGAGGCGGCGCAUAUCUCGUGCGCGUGA